Molecule: messenger RNA, 774 nt
Organism: Entamoeba invadens IP1
Lineage: Eukaryota; Evosea; Mastigamoebida; Endamoebidae
Product: zinc phosphodiesterase, putative
Exons: 3
Coding region: 1-774 (257 amino acids)
Cellular component (GO): nucleus
Molecular function (GO): 3'-tRNA processing endoribonuclease activity
Source: RefSeq, a predicted model, not a curated record
AUGAACGUCUUAAUACCACUUGGAACGGGCGCAGGUAAAGCAACUGCUUUUCGGAACUGUAACAAACAGACAACAUCAAAUGUUAUUCAACUUGAUAAUGGGAAAAUGGUACUGAUAGAUUGUGGAGAUGGAAUUUUGAACGCAUUGACUAAGAUGGGAACACCACUCAAAAAUAUUGAGGCGAUAUUUAUCACCCAUUUACACUCCGACCACGUCGGUGGAAUCAUUUCCUUUUUGUUCAAUUUUGUGUUGGAGUCUUGCCAUGUAUUUGCACCAAAGGGUCUUAAUCUUCUCAUAGAAACAUUCAAAUUCAUUAGUCAAUCGACUAUCCCGCCGAGUGUCUAUAUUCAUGAACUCGAAUUUGUCGACGCGGAAAACAUAGCGACUUUGUCGAAUGGCAUCAAAGUAUCUGCAGUCACACUGCCACAUGAGAUUCAGUCGUUUGGUUUUAUUUUUUUGGAUAAAAGAGGGUUGGUGGUUGGAAUUCUUGGCGACACAAAAGGAAGAGAGUUGAGUCAAUUACACAAAGUUCAUGUAUUGGUUCAUGAGUGCACCUAUGGAAUGGAGUCGACACUCAAAUACAUGCAUUCGAACCCGAAAAUUGCGGCUGAGUGCGCAGAAAGCGUUUUUGCAGAUUACUUACUUUUAACACACUUCUCGCCGAGAUAUCAAACACUUCAGAGUAUACAAAAAGAGACUGCAAAAUUUACAGAUGCGGAGGUUGUCAUUUUAAAUGAUUUCCAGCCUUUUGAUUUAAAAAUAAUUGAUGUCUGA